AUGGUCCCCAUAUUAGUCCUCCUGAUCCUAAUCAUAGCCGUCAUAAUCUUAAUCAGGUGCAUACCGUCCGUGAGAACAAAAACACCCCCUACCCCAAUUGCCCCCCUCGUUAACGAAAUUGAGGACUACGCCAGCAUAAAACUCUCCCCAACUGACACGCCCACUACACUUGCCCCUCCACUGCCACGUAGCCCCUGUCCUCAAAAACAAAACCAGAGCUUUCCCAUGAACUUGGAGGCUAAUAAUCACACAGACUGUGGAGGGGAAGACCCUACUUAUCAUGUUCUUGAGGGACCACCUGCCACGACACAAGGAAGCGACGGAAAUCCUUACAGCCUCGAUCCAAUCGACAGCACUGAAAUCUUUGGUGAACCUCGUAUCGACUAUACUCGUGAAGAUGGACAUCAAUUGCCAUCAGGUGCAGUGGGGGGUUUUGCUAUUGGAGGGCAGGAGAGGGUGUAUUUUGAACUUGAGGGUCCGGGAAACUCGUCGCUCAUCAAGAAUCGCGCGAUGAAUGCACGUAAUCCAACCUAUGAGUCGGUGAAGAGCACAUACUGGAACGAGGGGUUAGGCCCCGACCAACCAAAACUGCACGCUCUCAUAGCGUCUUCAGAGGACCAACCUCGAGUUAGCUCUCACUCUGAGGCUGUAGUGAAUGAGUCUAGCAUGGCCGGUGGUCCCACAUCUACCAGUGAAACAGUCUAA
Geodia barretti is the source of this 705-nucleotide messenger RNA. NCBI's taxonomy places the organism in Eukaryota, Metazoa, Porifera, Demospongiae, Tetractinellida, Geodiidae. The record is from the annotation of a GenBank genome assembly.